AACCCAAUCGAUCAUCACCUUAAACCUUUAAGGGCGAUGGGGAAGAAGAGAAAGUCGGUGGCCACCAGCCUCGACGAGGUGGAUCGAAGCAUGUACACCUCCUUCUGCAGCGCUGCCAAUUCCCUCUCUCAGCUUUACACACAAGCCAUGAACCACCAGAAGCUUUCCUUCCAAGCCGGUGAACGCCAUGCCCUUGAUAAAAUAUAUCAGUGGAUAUGUAGACAACAAGAAGGAGGAUCUAGAGUUGCAACAGGCGAUAUACUCAACUACAUUCAGAAUGAGUUGGAUUAUUGUGGAGAGGAGCCAUCAAUGUCCCCUAGAGUGACAGUGCAACAUCAGCAUACACCGUCCUCGCAUUUCACAAACUCGGGGUUCCCAAUAUCUUCUGGCUCAUCUGCCCCAAAUACUGGACAAGGGAUUCGUUCUGAACAGUGUGAUCAUCAGUCCAAGAAUUCUGUCUUCUCAAAUGCUUUGUCGAGUCCGGUUCGCCAGAGUCUUCAGCACUAUCACAUUUCCUACCCUGGCGCUGGUCUGCCAUCUGCCCGAAACAAUGAACCCAACUUUCUUCAACCAAACAGGGAUGUUAAUGCUCUGAGUUCCAACGACUCUUCGAUGGACAUGCAUGCAGAUAGUCCUGGUCACUACUGAGUGUGAUUUGAUGGCCCAUCCAAGUAGAGCCUUUGCCAUGGGGUGGUCAAAAGUCAUGGAAGACGCAUUAGAAUAUGAAGCUCCUCUUUGGUUCAAUUCCAGUAAGGGAAGAAGCACAACAUGGAAGUGGUAAUCCCAUUAAUUUAAUUUACCUUUACUUGUUGGAGAUUAGUCUGGUUUUUUCCAUCUUCUGUAAAGCAUCAUUUUGGUACCUAUUGUCUUGUUUCAGUUUGUUUUAUCAAGUAUUGUGCUUGUAUUAGGAACUGCCUUCAAUGUUGAAAGAUUAUGUCCGGUAAAGGUGUUGAUUCUGCUUUAUUUACAGUUAAAGAUUCUGCUUAAUAAUUUCUAGUU
This is a messenger RNA of Fragaria vesca subsp. vesca, 999 nucleotides long. RefSeq lists its product as uncharacterized. The coding region runs from base 37 to 648 and encodes 203 amino acids. NCBI's taxonomy places the organism in Eukaryota, Viridiplantae, Streptophyta, Magnoliopsida, Rosales, Rosaceae. The transcript has 3 exons. The record is from RefSeq and is a predicted model, not a curated record.